Molecule: messenger RNA, 1290 nt
Organism: Meyerozyma guilliermondii ATCC 6260
Lineage: Eukaryota; Fungi; Ascomycota; Pichiomycetes; Serinales; Debaryomycetaceae
Gene: SFU1
Product: Sfu1p
Exons: 1
Coding region: 1-1290 (429 amino acids)
Biological process (GO): positive regulation of transcription by RNA polymerase II; negative regulation of transcription by RNA polymerase II
Molecular function (GO): zinc ion binding; RNA polymerase II cis-regulatory region sequence-specific DNA binding; DNA-binding transcription factor activity, RNA polymerase II-specific
Source: RefSeq, a predicted model, not a curated record
AUGUCCGUCGAUGCACUUCCUGGCCAGCAGUGUUCCAACUGCGGCACCACGAAAACUCCCCUAUGGCGACGGGCGCCUGAUGGAACUUUAAUUUGUAAUGCGUGCGGACUCUAUUAUCGGUCCAAUAAUUCCCAUCGACCGGUCAAUUUGAAACGACCUCCAAAUACCAUUCCGGUGUCAUCAAAGCAGGGUUCCUGUCGAGGCGAUGGUCAUUGUAAUGGAACCGGAGGAUCGGCAGCGUGCCGAGGAUGUCCAGCUUACAACAACCGGGUGGUGAUAAAAAAGGACUCCGAAAAACAGUCUGAUUCCGAUGACGAAACCGCCAAAAACCUGCCGCUGUCGCCGGGUCAGAACUCUAUCAGCAACAAUGGAGCCUCAAAUGGCGCCGAAGACUCGGACAUGGCCAUUGCAUGCUACAAUUGUGGCACCACCAUCACUCCUCUUUGGCGCCGAGACGACGCUGGAAAUACCAUCUGCAAUGCCUGUGGGCUCUAUUACAAGCUCCACAAGAGCCACCGACCGGUGAAAAUGAAGCGUACCACCAUCAAGCGCCGAAAACGCCAUCUCAACGAAACGACGUUGUCCACAGCCUCGGAAAAUAAUCGCAUUGAAAAACCUAAAAAACUGCCCAAUAUCGCCCCUAAAAAGUCCCCCGGCUCCGCUAAAAGCUCAACCCAGUCGCCACGGCCCCCUCAGGGUGCAUUGGGACCUCUCCCUCCUAUAGCAAAUGGGCCCCCAAUGUUCGGUCCUGGUCACGGUAGCCACGGCCCUGCCCCUUCUCAUAUGGCACCACCAGGCUUUGGUCCACCUCACGGCCCGUCACAUUACCCUCCAUACACAUUUCAUCCCUAUGCUGGACUCAGAAUACCCAACGGACCCGGCCCAGUACCGGGCCCACCACCUCCGAUGGGGUUUGCUUAUACGGUCUCUGCGCAGGCGCCAUACAUGUAUGGAGGUGCUACUGUGCCUCCUGGACCGGUGCCAGGUCCCGCCAUGCAUUCAAUGGUCCGAACUCCGCCGCACGUAGGACAGGGCUCUGCUCCUUCGCAGCUUCCACCCAUCAAACUUCCGCUGCUCAAUCUCCCAAAGGGUUACCAGGCGUCUACAAUUCACGUUACGCCGAAAUCGCCAAAAUCUCCGAAAUCGCCAACCAUUACUUCCAAGAGGACAAAAACACCCAUUCCCGUGGAUUUCACCACAGCAUUUCCCAAAGUGGAGCCUAUAGACGAGAAAAUUUCCGAGGAUGCAGGCACCCGUUUGUCAAUUGGCGGGCUCUUGAACAAAAAAUAG